AUGGCUGCUCAAGCAGUAGUAGCUCCAUCCAUGAUGAGUGAUCCAGAGAGUACUACUGCCAAGAGUUCAACAACACAAGAAGAAGAAGAUGUCCUCCCACCCAAGGAUUUCGUAGCCGCACUUCCAGUAAGAGAGGGGUGGUCUGAACCACUGGUUCAAUACAAGAACUACUGGUUCAGGCCGAGGCUCCUGGAGCAGAUCCUGCUCGUCCAGCACGCCUUCGUGCCCCGCGCCGACGACAUCAUCCUCGCCACGCAGCCCAAAUGCGGCACCACCUGGCUCAAAGCCCUCGCCUUCACCAUCGCCAACCGGUCCCGCUACGGCUUCAGCGACCACCCGCUCCGCACACGCCACCCACAGCAUGUCGUGCCGUUCAUCGAGAUCCCGGGCGCCGGCCCGAACCACACCGACAUCCAUACACUUCCGCCUCCGAGGCUUCUCGCCACGCACAUGCCCAUGUCGUUGCUCCCGCCGGGCACGAGAUCGGUCGGCUGCCGGGUCGUGUACCUGUGCCGGGACCCCAAAGACGCCCUCGUGUCAAGGCUGCACUUCGAGAACAAGGCGUUCCAGGGCACCAAUCUGUCCAUGGACAAUGCUUUCAGCAUGUUCUGCGAGGGGUUCUCGCCCUAUGGCCCCUUCUGGGAUCACUGCCUUGGGUACUGGAGGGAGAGCAUAGCAAGGCCGGACAACAUCCUCUUCUUGAAGUAUGAAGAGAUCAAGUCCGAUCCUGUGCCCGUGGUGAGGAAGCUGGCGAAAUUUCUCGGCAUCCCGCUGACCGAGGAGGAGGAGAGCUCUGGUGUUGCUCAAGAGGUGGUGAAGUUGUGCAGCUUUGAGACGCUUACCAGCCUGCAAGUGAAUCAGGUCGGCGGCGUUCGUCACGGUGAUAAAUUUUUCUUGAGUAACUCUGUGUUUUACAGAAAAGGAGAAGUAGGGGACUGGGCAAACCACAUGAGCCACGAGAUGGGGGAGGAGUUGGACCGCAUCGUCCAACACAAGCUUGAGGGAUCUGGGCUUGUGUUUUGA
Messenger RNA from Triticum turgidum subsp. durum (durum wheat), 1023 nucleotides. NCBI's taxonomy places the organism in Eukaryota, Viridiplantae, Streptophyta, Magnoliopsida, Poales, Poaceae. The record is from the annotation of a GenBank genome assembly.